UCCCAUAGUUAGUCAAAAUCUUUGUAAUGAGCAAAAUAAAUCGGAAUAUUCAAACGAACUUUUCAGAUGAUGAUAAUGAUGCUAAUGAACCACCGCCAAAGAAGGAACCACCCAACAUCACUCUACUGUCAAACUCGCAGCCCGACAGGCAGCCGGACAAGCCACCUCCAGGUCCAUCCGAUAAUGAAGCCAUCCCUGAACCGAGGGUCAGGCCUUCCCGAUACAUAACAACCACCGAGGAUGACAAGGAUUCGGGCUUCGAAAAGAUCGCCGUCUACCUGUCCGUGUUCUUUGUGAUCAUUACAUUUCCCUUGUCGAUCUUCUUGUGCCUGAUUGUGGUAAAGGAGUACCAUCGGGUGCUGGUCUUUCGCCUGGGCAGGGUCAGGAAGGGCAUCAGGGGACCAGGCCUCGUAUGGACUCUGCCGUGCAUCGACGACUUCAUCAAGGUAGAUCUACGCACCUUCUCGACCGAGGUGCCCUCUCAGGACAUCCUCACCAGAGACUCAGUGACGAUUUCCGUGGACGCAGUGCUCUACUACUGCAUCAAGGAUCCCAUGGAUGCCCUCAUUCAGGUGGAUGAUGCGAAGGAGGCUACCGUCCUGAUAGCCCAGACCACACUGAGACACAUAGUCGGAGCCAAGCCACUCCACACCCUUCUCACCUCGAGGGACACCCUGUCCAGGGAGAUCCAGGUUGCCGUCGAUGAGAUCACGGAACGAUGGGGAGUGCGUGUGGAGAGAGUGGAUGUGAUGGAUAUCAGCCUGCCUCUGGUUAUGCAGCGAUCCUUGGCCAGCGAGGCAGAGGCAGUCAGGGAGGCAAGGGCCAAGAUAAUUUCAGCCGAGGGAGAGCUAAAUGCCUCGCAGGCUCUCAAGGAGGCUUCCGAUGUCAUGUCUCAGAACAAGAUCACCCUGCAGCUGAGGCAUCUACAAAUUCUGACCUCGAUUGCAGCAGAACGUCGAUGCAGAAUCAUUUACCCCUUCCCCAUGGAGAUAAUGACUCCCUUCAUGGAUGGUGGUGGUGGGGGUGGCGGACGAAGCCGCGGGGGUACUGGAAACCCCGGCGGCAAGAGGCGGGAGAGUAUUCUGACCAAUUUCUUCUUCGGUAGCAAACCCGAAACUGAAUCGAAUGACAAGUCUUCUCCACUGGAUCCCAAGGCAGAUGUUGCUCCCAACCAGGCGGAGUUCGAACAGGACCCGAACCAUUCGAGCGACACACAGGGGGCCAAUGAGUCGGAGAUGCCUGGAGGCUCGGGGACAUCAGGAACAGAAAGUGAUUUAGCCGUUGGCGAACCUGGCGUUUAUGGAUAUCCUAAGCUAUCAGCAGUUCAUGCAAAAUCGUCGAUAAUCAGGACUUUGGCCUGGGCUGGCAGACAAUGUCCCGGCAGCAGGACAUUGACAAGGCCAAGCGUGAAAUGAACAACAGUCACGUCAGCUCCGGGGGCCACAGACUUGAUUGAAGGGCAUUAUACUUGUUCCUUGUUGUGCUCCCUGGUCCAUGGAGCCCGGUUUCCAACACAGACACUGAAGCGACAUUGACACUGGAAUUCGCUGGCCUCAAAGCAUUUUUUUUACGAUAAAAAAUAGCUGCGUAUUUGGUUCUUUAUAUUCUUGCUCGAAAGGCAAUUUAUCUCUUUUAAUAAAUUGGAAGAUUUCUGUC
Molecule: messenger RNA, 1656 nt
Organism: Drosophila guanche
Lineage: Eukaryota; Metazoa; Arthropoda; Insecta; Diptera; Drosophilidae
Product: erythrocyte band 7 integral membrane protein
Exons: 8
Coding region: 27-1415 (462 amino acids)
Cellular component (GO): plasma membrane
Source: RefSeq, a predicted model, not a curated record